AGUUACCUAAGAAAACAUUUUCAUUUCAUUACAUUUAUAUUUUGUAUUUUGACGCAUGCAAAAAGGAACAGAAGAAAACAGACAACAGUAACCGCACAGUAGAGACUACAAAAUGCAAGAUCGCGUGAACAUCUUUCCCUCGCGCGCCAACCUCGUGCUCAUGAAACAGCGCAUUGUAGCCGCAUCAAGAGGCCUGAAUUUGCUUAAGCGGAGACGUGAUGCGCUCGAAAUGAAACUACGCGAACUGAUAGGUGAUUUAGAAGCCGCUCGAGAAGUAGUGGAUAAGGUGAUGGCCGAAGCAAUAUUUUCGAUGGCAAAAGCAAAUUUCCUCGACGCAGACAUGCGGGCCUGCGAACUAAUGCAGAUCGACCGAGCGGACAUUUAUAUGCGUAUAAGGAAUGCCAAGGUAGCGGGCAUACUGCUACCACAAUUCCAACUAUACGUCGAUAAUCCCGCCAGUUUUCCUUUUACCGGCUUAUCGCGUGGCGGCGAACAAGUGGAAGUCGUGCGUGCGUACUUUCAAGACGCCGUACGUACACUCGUUACACUCGCUUCGCUCGAGUACUCGGUGAAUACGCUGCGCGAUGGUGUACGUCACAAUAAUAUGCGUAUCAAUGGUUUAGAAUAUGUAGUGCUGCCGCGUUUUCACAAUACCGUUAACUAUAUACGGGAUGAACUGGAGGAGUAUGAACGUGAAGAUUUUUAUCGUUUGAAGCGCUCGCAAGCGAAACAACGCAAGCGAAAAGAGAAGUUUGCACUACUGCUCAAGAUGAAGAAUAAGACAGCUGAACAGAUAGCAGAACUCGAAAAGAUAGAAUAUGGGAAAAGGGAAUCUAUUUCGUUACCUAGCAUAGUAGACGAUUUUGAUAUGAAGAAAUUCGAUAACACUGAAAAUGUACCAGAUAUAAAAGAGGAAGAUAGUGAGGAUGGGCCAAUAUAUUAAACUGUUAUUUAGGAGCGUGAAAUAGUACAAAUUAAACCAGAGAAUAUUUUAACUUUUAGUACUUGAACAGAUAUCAUACAUAAUGGACUAUAACAAUGAUGUACAAAAAAACUGGGAAAAUCAUUAUAAAAAA
Molecule: messenger RNA, 1076 nt
Organism: Bactrocera oleae (olive fruit fly)
Lineage: Eukaryota; Metazoa; Arthropoda; Insecta; Diptera; Tephritidae
Product: V-type proton ATPase subunit D 2
Cellular component (GO): proton-transporting V-type ATPase complex
Molecular function (GO): proton-transporting ATPase activity, rotational mechanism
Source: RefSeq, a predicted model, not a curated record